Cryptosporidium ubiquitum is the source of this 1683-nucleotide messenger RNA. RefSeq lists its product as uncharacterized. Gene Ontology annotation, biological process: positive regulation of transcription by RNA polymerase I; rRNA processing. The record is from RefSeq and is a predicted model, not a curated record. NCBI's taxonomy places the organism in Eukaryota, Apicomplexa, Conoidasida, Eucoccidiorida, Cryptosporidiidae. The transcript has a single exon. The coding region runs from base 1 to 1683 and encodes 560 amino acids. Gene Ontology annotation, cellular component: nucleolus. Gene Ontology annotation, molecular function: protein binding.
AUGAAAGACAAAAAUGUAGAAUUUGACAGUUUUAAAAUGGGAGAUUAUAUUCCAAUUGAAAUUGAAUCAAAGAAAAAAUCCUUAUAUUCUGAAGCUUUAUUUAAUAAUCGGUAUUCGUAUUCUAACGGAGGUAAUGAAGAUGGAACGAUCAAGAAUUUGGAAUUCACUACUUUAAAUGGAAAAGUUUCUCUCUUCAUUACAACAGGAAACAAGCUAAAAAUAGUAAACCCUGCAAAAAAAAAUGAGGAAAGUUCGAGUGGACUUGCUUCAUUUAAUUCUAAAAAUUUAAUUACCGCGUCUGCUUUAAGAAAAGAUGGUAGGCUUUGUGGAGUUUCAAUGGAAAGUAAUGAAUGUAUUGCGUUGGAUACAGAAACCAUGACAGUUAUCCGUAGAUUUAAAAAGAGUAAUGAACAAUUCUCGUCAAUUGCCUUUUCAUCUGACAAAAGCAAAGUUAUUUCUGGGACAUUAACGGGUAAAAUUUUGGUUCUAGAAGUUUCUUCUGGUGAUAACAUUUUGACAGUUCCUGCACAUAAUGACGUAAUCAAGAGUAUACUACCACUGGAAGAUAGCUUGUUUAAACAUUUUAAUUUUGAUUCAAACGCAGCAUACACUGUAAAUACUUAUUUUGCGUCUUGUAGUUAUGAUUUUAAUAUCAAAAUCUGGCGUUUUUCAGAAUUCAAACGUAUUGAUGUUGGUAAUAAUGCUACACUCAGCAAAGAUGAUCAAAUAGCUACUAUUAAGACCUUGAAACAUAAUUUCCCCGUCGAAUGUAUCGAUAUUAUUAAUGGAAAUAAAUUAGUUUCAUGUGGAGGUACUUCUAUUAAAAUUUGGGACUUAGAAAAAGCUGAUAUUGACUGUAUUCACAAUAUAACAAACUUUGGUCGAACAAUUACAACCAUUUCUUCUAAUGAAAAUAUAUUUGCUGUUGGGUGUCUGGACCAUAAUGUUUGUAUUUAUAAUUCGAAAACAUAUGAAUUUAUUCGAUCUUUUAAUUAUAACAAAGGAAUUUUAAAAGUUGCAAUAUCAAAUUGCUCGUCAUAUAUUGCAAUUGCUCUUGAAGAUAAUAGUUGGAGUGUAAGAAAAAAAGCUACUUUAGGAAUUGAAGAAGCACCUGGGGUUGACAUUGAUGAAGGAAUUAACGAAUUAAAUAAAGGAUAUAGAACAGGUACGAUAAGAUAUUAUAAGAGAGGCAGAGGAACAAAUGUGAGCGCUUUGGAUAUAGAAGUUAAAAACUGCAAAAAACGUCAAACAAAGCUUGACAGGCUACUAAGAUCAUAUUCUUAUAAAAAGGCAUUAGAUAUUACUCUUGAAAUGAGCUGGUCGCAUUUUAUUUCACUCUUGAAAUCACUUUCAUCAAGAGGAGCUUUGCAUUUAAUUGCGAGAGAUAACGAAUACAACAAAACUAUUAAACUACUGAAAUAUAUUAGUAGAAAUAUGGGAAAGUGUGUUCCUUAUCAAUUUAUGUUGAUUUCAGAAUUAAUAGAGCACAUUCUACAUGAAGGUAAUAUAGUAAAGUUAUUGAAUCAAAAUAAAUCAAUUGAAAAAAAAAAUGAAAUAUUCGAAUGUAUUAAAAAAAUAUCUCAAAAGGUUAGUCUGGAAACAAAACAACAUGCAAUGCUAAAGGAGUUCAAAAGUACUGCUGAAAUCAUUAUUCAAAGUUGCAAAAAAUGCUUAGUUAAUUAG